Messenger RNA from Entrophospora sp. SA101, 417 nucleotides. The record is from the annotation of a GenBank genome assembly. NCBI's taxonomy places the organism in Eukaryota, Fungi, Glomeromycota, Glomeromycetes, Entrophosporales, Entrophosporaceae.
AUGGCAAGUGUCUUUCUACAGAAUAUAAAAACAAUAAGUCCACUUUUAUGGCAAUGCGAAAAAUUACAUACAUGGCAAACAUCUUUUAAUGUUAUCAAAUACCAAAAUACUUGGUGUCCUUAUUAUGUAAGAGAUAAACAUAAAUUAACACUUGAGGAUGCAAAACAAUUUGCCUUUAAUAAACGUCUUUCUACAUUUCCCAUAAAAGCAGAAGAGCCUGUCGAAUCUAAUGAUGCUUUAAUCAGAAAUAAUUACAAAAGAAGUCACAUCAUCGAAGCCCACUUUAAAACAAUCAUAAAACUCAGAGAUCUACUGGAAAUUGAACCAAUGUUAUCUGUCAUAACAAAUAAUAAUAAUUCUUUCAACGGAAAUGAUAAAUUCAAAACAGUCAAGAGUCAUGUUAGUGAAAAAACAUGA